AUGAUAUCCGAAAACUUCAAGAUUCAAGAGUCAGAGCUAAUACAAACCAUACAUUCCACAGCUCAGAAGUUUGGAGCACAUGGAGUAUGGGGAGACGAUCCCACAGAAACAGGAGUUUGUAGGCUUGCUUUGACGGAUCUUGACAGACAAAUUAAAGAUUGGUUUAUUGAAGAGACCAAGUCGCUAGGAUGCACUAUAAAAGUUGACAACGUUGGUAAUAUUUUUGCAACGUUCCCUGGAAAGCACAAUGAUCAUCUUGCGACCGGGAUUGGGUCUCAUCUGGAUACGCAGCCAACAGGAGGAAGGUACGAUGGUAUCUACGGUGUUCUUUCCGGUCUACAAGUUUUGAGAACGCUUAAGAGUAACGGCUAUAUUCCAAAUUUCCCCAUUACUCUUGUCAACUGGUGCAAUGAGGAAGGUGCACGUUUUCCAAUGAGUAUGAUGGCCUCAUCUGUAUGGGCUGGUCUAACUACGAAAGAGGACGUGUACAAACUACAAGAUGUGUUUGAUAGCAGUAUAACUGUUAAAGAUGAGCUAAAGCGAAUUGGCUAUCUUGGUGAAGUCGAAUGCAGUCACCGUUUCAAUCGUUUAAAAUGUCAUUUUGAAAUUCAUAUAGAGCAGGGGCCAAUUCUUGAGGCUUUGGACAAAAAAGUUGGUGUGGUCACAGGAGCCCAAGCAUUUUCGUGGAUUGAGGUUACUUUUGAAGGUACCGCACAACAUACUGGAACCACGCCAUUGGAAUUUCGUCAAGAUGCGUUGCUUGCAGCUUCACAAGUGAUCUGGAAGCUUAACGAAAUGGCCAAAACCCAUGGGGGAUUGGCGACAGUUGGCAAGAUCUCAAUAGGGCCAGAUGUUGUCAAUGUCAUCCCCGAGAAAGUUUCCUUUGUAAUUGAUUUUAGACAUUGUGACGACAAUGUACACAAAGCGAUGGAGUCAGAAGUUUUCGAUAUUAUUGAGCAAGCUUCCAAAAAUGCGCUAGGAAAUGGUCGACCAUUGAAGUACUCCACAAACCUGCUUAUCCAUUCCCCUGCAUCGCAUUUUGACAAAAAAAUGCUUGGAAUCAUCAAAGAUUCUGCUUCGAGCAUUGUUGGCGAUACCUUAACCCACGAAAUUGUCAGCGGUGCAGGCCAUGAUUCCUGUAAUACCAACCAUAUUGUACCAACUGCCAUGAUAUUUGUCCCUAGCAAGGACGGCAUCAGUCAUAACCCUAAGGAAUACACCAAGCCAGAAGAGAUAUUUAUAGGGUUCAAAGUUCUGCUCGAAACAAUCUUGCGGUACGAUGCUGAUCGCUUGAGCGAGCUUCAACCUAAUUGA
Messenger RNA from Ogataea parapolymorpha DL-1, 1314 nucleotides. RefSeq lists its product as uncharacterized. The coding region runs from base 1 to 1314 and encodes 437 amino acids. The record is from RefSeq and is a predicted model, not a curated record. The transcript has a single exon. NCBI's taxonomy places the organism in Eukaryota, Fungi, Ascomycota, Pichiomycetes, Pichiales, Pichiaceae. Gene Ontology annotation, molecular function: hydrolase activity, acting on carbon-nitrogen (but not peptide) bonds, in linear amidines.